Culicoides brevitarsis is the source of this 1723-nucleotide messenger RNA. RefSeq names its product neurofilament heavy polypeptide-like. The record is from RefSeq and is a predicted model, not a curated record. NCBI's taxonomy places the organism in Eukaryota, Metazoa, Arthropoda, Insecta, Diptera, Ceratopogonidae. The coding region runs from base 140 to 1408 and encodes 422 amino acids. The transcript has 2 exons.
AUUUUCUUACUCGUCACUUGUCCGUGUUGUGCUUUCCGCUUCCAAUUAAUUCAAUUUCGCGCUUUUACGCUGCAAUUCCGUGUGAAAAACGUAAAUUUCAUCAACUUUAAGUGAUUUCCAUCAAAGAUCCGAGUUCAAAAUGAGUCAAGUAGCGCCAAAAUCGCAACGUCCCACAUUGUCGUUAAGCGCCCCCCAUACGACAGUAGGGAAUCUCAAGCAAAAGCAACAACGUUCCAACACGCCAUCUACCGACAAAUCUGAUUCACGUUCAUCGACACCCGUGAUCGUCAUCGACGAUGGUCAAAGCCCGAGCCCAAAGGGAAAACGUCGCGUAAGCAACGAUUCUGCCAAACUUCGUGGAAGCCCAAAAACUCUUUCGCCCGUCGUUUCUGAAGUCGAAAGUGAGGUUAAGAACGGCAAAGAUCACACAAAUGGCGCGAACGGUGCUCAUGUCGUCGAUGGAAAUGGCGUCGCUGAUGCUCCGAAAAAAGAAUCUACUCCCAAAACAAACAAAAAAGAGGCAAAUGGCAAGAAGGAAAAAGAGGAAAAAACCCCAAAAGAGGAAGCCAAAUCGACACCCGAGAAGAAACAAAAGAAACAAGAUCUCGUGCUCGGCGAAAAAACGCAACCACAAAUGGAAAAAUUGGUUUUGGAAGCAGAUACGCCAGCGGAUUCGCCGAUGCCAAAGGGUUCGGGAGGGCGAAUUCUCAAAUACACGCCCGGCAAAGGACGCAUAAGUCCCUUUAAAGCUGCCACAGUUGAACGUUUGCAAAAUGCCAGCACAAUUGUCAACUUGAGUACCGUCAGCGAGCAAAGUACCGAAGGACAUUUAUCGCCUGCUGUCGAAACGCCCGUUAAACCGCCCAUGGGUCGCGUUUCAGGACGUCGCAACACGCGUCCCAUCAAGGAAAUCAAAAUGAUGCAUCCAACAACGGCAAACGAUUCCGUCUCGAGCAUCACGGCGAACCAAGGAUCACCCGUAAACAGCGACAGUCUCCGUACGCCAAUCAUUGCGCAACUCAUUGGACGUAAACGAGCCGGCACUCCUGAACGCGAAGACGACAUUCUCGUCGAUACGCCGUCGAAACGUGCGCGCAUCGAUUUCAGUGGCUUCCUCGGAUACGUCACAACGCCAAUUUCCAACUUGAAAAAUCGCUUGUCGCGCAUCGGAUUGCAGGCCAGUACGCCACGUGCCCUCGACAUGGAAGAAAAUAUCGCAGAUGUGUCGGCGAUGGAAACAGAACCUGCGGAAAAGGAUGUCUCGAAGGCUGUUGAGGCAUCGGAAUCCGUGAUGGAGAAGGAAAUUGAAGAUUUGAAGGCGACCGAUGCGGAUCUGAAACAGACAGAAAUUGCAUCGAAUGAUCCCCCAACACCGACUCGCCGACGAUCGGUUUGCAAUAUCAUGUAAACGAGCAUUCAAGCCACACUGAGGCUUUCGCAAAUUUUAAGACAAGAUAAAUUUAAGAUUUUUCACAUACACACACACACAACACAACACAUUUGCUGAAUGUUAGCGAUUAGAGAAAUAUCUUUCUUUUUUGACAUUAAUAAUCAUAUUAAAUGUAUUUAGAUACAGGAUUCAUCUUAGAUUUAAGUUUGUCGUCGAUUGUCCAUCAAGAUUUUAACGAAAAAGACGAAAAAAAAGUAAUUUAAGGCAAUUUAAUUGAUAUUUCUUAUCAAAACUUUCUUCAUUUGUUCAAUAGAAAUGUAACAGACUUUAGAG